Messenger RNA from Oncorhynchus keta (chum salmon), 5626 nucleotides. It is a transcript of the gene grin3bb, whose product is annotated as glutamate receptor, ionotropic, N-methyl-D-aspartate 3Bb. The record is from RefSeq and is a predicted model, not a curated record. Gene Ontology annotation, cellular component: postsynaptic membrane; plasma membrane. The transcript is spliced from 9 exons. Gene Ontology annotation, biological process: ionotropic glutamate receptor signaling pathway; modulation of chemical synaptic transmission; synaptic transmission, glutamatergic. Bases 1607 to 5092 code for a protein of 1161 amino acids. Gene Ontology annotation, molecular function: NMDA glutamate receptor activity; transmitter-gated monoatomic ion channel activity involved in regulation of postsynaptic membrane potential. Lineage: Eukaryota; Metazoa; Chordata; Actinopteri; Salmoniformes; Salmonidae.
UCAUUUUUAAUUAAUUUAUCAAAGUAAAAAAAAAAAACAUGAUUCCACCAAACAAAAACACUCAAAAACACUCUUAGCCACUGACAAUGUUACCUAGUAUCAGUAAGUCAUUCUGGUUAAUGACCUUAUUGAUUAUGCAAAAUGGUGGGAUUUUAUUAUUCUAGGGACAUGGUAGAAUGGUUCAUUCAAUAUCAGGUUAUCUAGACAGGGUUUUUAAUCCGUGCUGGUAUAUCAACUGAUAAUAAUUUGUUUCUUGGUCUGAAAUAUUUGAUUUCUGUGAAUGUGUCUUUACAGCAUCUUGCCUUUGCAUUCAUCCAGUCCCAAAAAUCAUUGUUUUUGAGCACCAUGAUAUUGACUUUUGUUUUACAUUUCAAGAACGCAUCACAAAGCAAUCCACAUAAAUAUGUUGUUUAUCAUAACCAAAGUACAGUCCACAUUUAAAUUAGCUGGAUGCCUUUUAUAUAAUGUGCAUCAAGUCUAUUGCUGAUACACAAUGAGUGUGUCCAUUUCAUUAUGUAUUUCAACAUGCUGUUUUACUAUAAAGGUCACACUUCACAUCUUCAUUAUGAUUACAUAUGUACACCUGAUAUAGCCUAAUUGUGUUACGUGUAAUUGCACACACACAUUGACAUUGAAAUGCAGGUGUAAUUGCAUUGUUUAAAGGAUACUUUAUGUGAAUCCUAUCAAUUUAUCAACUUGAUUAUUAACAUCAACUUGAUAAAAAGGACUUGUCAUUUCCAAAUCAGAAAAUAUAUAUAGCUAUAUCAAAAUCAGUUUGGGCUUUAGAUUGUGCAUUAAUUUCAAGACAUGUUACCCAUGGACUCCGAUUCAUGACUUGGUAACAAAUACAACAAAUGCAGAGGAACUGUCCAGAUUGAUUCAGUGCAGUUUCCCAAAGUUAGUUUGGCCUCCAGCUGAGACGGUAUUUUAUCCUGGAUUUACCCAUGCCCUGUCCGUGUGCCAAGUCAUCCGACGCAGACGCAAUUCUGCUUUUUGGUCCAAUCAUUUGCUCACUCUUAGGAAUGUCACAUCUCAUUUUGGACAUUCAUAAAAUAUAUUUUCCUCAGCACGACCUUUGAUGACCGGAUGUAUUUCUGUAAAAACAUUUGGAAUUGAAAGGAACAGUUUUUUUUAGGUUGAGAUUUAAUCAAUGAAUGCCACCCCAAACAUUUUUCACAAAGGCUAUUAUAACGUUCAAAAAUUAUUUGAGAGUUAGGCUAUUUAAGGACGUGUUGUAACUUUUUUUUGCUAAAUCAAGUAAAUAAAAAAAUUGCAAGUUCCAAAUAAACACAUUUUAUCAUUAUUUUCAUGUUGGCAACACGCAGGUGUCCGUUCAUUUGUCAAUACCGGGUCCAAUACUCCCGCCUCACGACUGCUGCUCCGCUAGUGUUCUCCGAGGAUGACAGUCCAGCGGCAUCUCCGCCUUUACAUCGUGCACCCCCUCCCCUUCUCCUAGUCACACAUUCUCACUGUAACUCCAACUGUAGAUCACAGGUAAUAUAAUCGUCGAAAAAAAGGACCUUACGUCAAAGAAAAGGGAAGAAAGAAACAAGGCAAGCAAUGCUAUCUUCUGACAAUAUCUCAUUCAGUUUGAGAGCGCAGCAGGAUGAAUUUAAUCUUCUCAAGAUUCUUGGCAUACUUUUACUUCGGAUUCCAAGUUAUUCUACAGUUCUUCAUCGACCCUUGUCACCUCCAUCCCCAGCCGUGCCACAUUCUGGCGCAGAUAGGACACACCGUGCGCCUUGGUGCCCUUCUGCCCACUCGCCAACCGGCCAGAGUGCAGGCUGCCUUGAACCGCGCCCUCACCGGUCUCGUUCAAACUGGGGACAACUUUCUACCUUACAACCUGAGCCUGGAAGUGGUUCCUCGAGAGCCGGCCAACGGAGAUCCGGAGUCCCUUUUCAGGUGUGUUUGUCAGGCUAUCGUUGUUCAGGGGGUCUCCGCUGUUCUCGCCUUCCCCCAGACCCAGGAAGAGAUCGUACAAGUGGAAUUUAUGGCUUCUUUUUUGGAAAUCCCUUUUAUAAGCAUCAUUGAACACGGAGAGCCUCUGAAAACACAGAACCGCUUCCACUUGCAGAUGGUUACGCAGAUCCCCCCGUCAGGCCUGUCAGAGCUGCUGCUGACUAUUCUCCAGCGGAGCGGCUGGCAGGAGGGCAUGGCUGUGCUGUGCCAGGGCUGGGAGGAGGCUGGCCUGCUGGAACUACUGGAGCUCCAGAGCCGCCUUGGCUGGGGCGCCACACGCUGGCACCUCCGAGCCCUCCUCAAUCUCACCCGGGCCGGGCCCACAGAAUCCGAAAUCCAGGACUUCCUUUCGGAACACUUCCGGGGACAGGGGCCAAGUCAGAUCCUGCCACCGGCCGCGGUACUGCUGUUCGGGGCCGACCCGGAGUGUGCAGCAGCGGUGCUGCGGAGCGCCCAGGACUUGGGGCUGACGCUGCCCACAGUGCACUGGGUGCUGGGCUACCCGCUGAGCCCCGACACCCUGCACUCCAUCGGUCUGCCCCUGGGGCUGUUGGCCUACGGUGAGGUGGAGCGCAAGCCGCUGGACUUCUACAUCCGCGACGCGCUGCAGCUGGUGGGCCAAGCUGUGGCAGCAGCCACAGUGGUGCGUCCCGACCUGGCGCUCAUCCAGAACAUGGUCAACUGCUACGACAAGCCCAACAAGCACGAGGUGCCCUCGUCCGGACAGUACCUCGCCAGAUUCCUGUCUAACACGUCGUUCUCGGGGCUGACAGGGCCGGUGUCGGUGCAGAGGAACCUGUCCCGGGUUCUCACCUCUCAGCGCUUCCACAUCUGGAGCCUGCGGCGGGAUGCGGUGGGCCAGCCCACCUGGGUGACGGUGGGCAGCUGGGAGGGGGGCCGCCUGAAGGUGGAGGACCAGAGCCUUUGGCAGGGUCCCAAUGGCAAGGCCCACGACCGGGGGGAAGGCCAGAUGAGUGGGGGCCGGUGGCAGCCAGGCAUGCCUGUGGCAGACAGCCGGGUGCGGGUAGUUACCCUGGUGGAGCACCCCUUUGUAUUCACGCGGGAAGUCGAUGAGGACGGGAACUGCCCGGCGGGACAGUACUGCCUGGACGCAGGGACGAACAGCUCGGACAUGCUGGAGAGCUACUUCAGCGAGCGGGCCUCGGGAAACUCUACCUUCCUGCCCACAGACUACAGCAAGUGUUGCUAUGGAUACUGCAUUGACCUGCUGGAGAAACUGGCCGAGGACUUGCGCUUUGAGUACGACCUGUACAUCGUGGGUGACGGGAAGUAUGGAGCGUCGAAGAGCGGCCGCUGGACAGGGCUGGUGGGCGACCUGCUCAAUGGCGUGGCCGACAUGGCCGUCACCUCAUUCAGCAUUAACUCAGUGCGUAGUCGCGUCAUCGACUUCACCUCGCCCUUCUUCUCCACCUCGCUAGGCAUCCUGGUGCGAAGCAAGGACACAGCGGCGCCCAUUGGCGCCUUCAUGUGGCCCCUUCACUGGUCCAUGUGGGUGGGUAUCUUCGUGGCACUGCACAUCACCGCCCUCUUCCUCACCCUCUACGAGUGGAAAAGCCCUUUUGGCAUGACGCCACACGGACGCAACCGCCUGCGGGUCUUCUCCUACUCGUCGGCACUCAACCUGUGCUACGCCAUCCUGUUCGGCCGCACAGUCUCCAGCAAGACUCCUAAGUGCUGGACGGGUAGGUUUCUGAUGAACCUGUGGGCCAUCUUCUGCCUGCUGGUGCUGUCCAGCUAUACAGCCAACCUGGCCGCCGUCAUGGUCGGCGAGAAGACCUUCGAGGAGCUCUCGGGGAUCCACGACGCCAAGCUCCACCACCCGUCCCAUGGUUUCAGGUUUGGGACGGUGAGGGAGAGCAGUGCCGAGGAGUACAUGAAGAAGAGUUUCCCAGAGAUGCACGAGUACAUGAGGCGCUACAAUGAGCCCACCACACCUGAUGGAGUGUCCACCCUCAAGGUAGAUCCCCCUCAGCUUGAUGCCUUCAUCAUGGACAAGGCCCUGCUGGACUACGAGGUGUCCAUCGACGCAGACUGCAAGCUGCUCACCGUGGGCAAACCCUUCGCCAUCGAAGGCUAUGGAAUAGGCCUCCCGCAGAACUCCCCUCUGACCAACAACGUGUCAGAGUUCAUCAGUCGCUACAAGUCAGACGGCUACAUGGACAUGCUGCACGACAAGUGGUACAAGGUGGUGCCCUGUGGGAAGAGGGUGUUCGCCGUCACCGAGACUCUCCAGAUGGGCAUCCGUCACUUCUCAGGGCUGUUUGUGCUGCUGUGUGUGGGCGUGGCCACGUCGCUGCUCACCCUGGCUGGGGAGCACGCCUUCUAUCACAUGGUGCUGCCCCGCAUCCGACGACGACAAAAGUACAAGUACUGGCUCCACACCAGCCAGAAAAUCCACCGAGCCCUGAACCAGACCUAUGAGGACGUGAAGAAGAAGCAAGACACCAACACAGAGAAAAGUAGCUGCUGCAUCCAGAAGAACCAGCACCCCCAGCCUCCCCCUGACCCCCUUCUCUCCAGGGCAUCGGCCAAGUGGAACAGCGAGAACAGCAGGGACGCUGCAGCCGCUAAGGACAACAAGCGCGUCCACUUUAACCUGGAGACCCUCAACAGCCGCCGCCUGCUGGCCCGGGCCGUGACCAAGUCCGAAGGGGAGAGAGGGGGGGAAGGUAUCCGCGGGGCUAACCAGGCAACACGUGUCUGUGCAAAUGGAGGCUUCGGGACUUCCUUUGCCAACCUGGUGCUCUCCCUCCCCUCCGCCUCUUCUUCAUCCAUCCCUUCUUCAUCUUCCUCCUUGGGCGUUCCUCCAAGGCCAGGGGAGCUACAAGAGCUACAGGAGAAGAUCGACCUGAUCCGAGAUCAGCUAAGGACGGCUCUGGCCAGGAGGGCUGAGCUGCAGACUUCCCUGGCCAAGGAGAAGGCCGCCUGCUCUGCACCCAUAGUGUCAGGAAUGCCCCCCGUGGUUUUAGCUGCAGCAUCCCUCCCCACCUCCACCAAAACCACCUCGUCCCUCCCCUCCACCCGCUGUGCCACCACCAUGACAGACCCUGUCAAGGCCCUGCCCACAGUCCGCACAGCCCCCGCCAAACACACCAACGAGAAGAGGUGAUGCCCCUCUGGUGUUUGGACACCAAUCAAUGGUGUAGUAAGGGAUUAAAAGGGGAGGGGUUUGUUGAAAGCAGCUGGAUUCCCUUGGUUUGGAUGUAUCCUUUUCCUGUGAUCCUGAUGCCGUAGCAUGGCAGCUCUUUCCCUGGACACCAACCUUUCAACCUUUUGCUACUGGGUGAAAAAUGAAAGAGCUUCUAGGGCAAUUCCUUGUGCUCUACGCUGCCCAACUGCCUCAUAUGGUAAAAUAUGGCUGGUAAAAUGUGCGCAACCUCAGGCCUACUUGAAUACAGUAUAUCGUCCCAUGCGGUGGGGCUGGAGGUACCAGCACGCCCACCCAUGGCGCUGCAUCUGUUCUGUGAACUGAGCCAUUAAACUUUCUAGCGCUCACUCCUCUGCCACAGGACCCGACUCCCGCGGAGGAAUCAGGAGCGGUGCAUUAUGUUUUAUUUCCUUUGAGAUCCGAAUCGAUAUUGUUCACUGGCCUUGAUUGACAUGUUUUUCAAGAAUAAAAGUCUGAUGAAAGUGUUGAUUGUGA